CUGAAACUUGUACAGUUGUACAUACAUACAGUUGUACUACUUGUGGAAGCUGCAGUUAACUCAAAUUAAUAUUCUCUCUGCUUAUUUUUAUUUGAAGUAUCAAUACAAUCACGUGACCACUGACGUUAACUGUAAUACUAUAUAUAAAUACAUUUCACACCGUGUUACUCACAAUCAACGUCCAUAAUUAAGAAACACUUAAUAUAUCGCCAACCAGCAAAAAUGACGUCAUCUUCACCGUCUCCACAAGCCUCCAUGCUUUUGUACUGGCACGACAACCAAUACGACGACCGCAACUUCCAGAUUCAUGGCCGUACACUCUUCUUCGCCGUGGCUCUGUUAUCCGUCGUCUUCGUUUUCGCUCUACUCACUCUCUACAUCCACCGGAGCUGCCUACCACAGACACCCGCCACUAUUCUCCACGAGCCGUCUCCUGAUCAACACACGCUCUGCGUCCGCGGAGGGCUUGAUCCGGCUACGAUUAGAAGCUUGCCCGUUGUGCUUUUCAGGAGAGAAGCGGCGGAGGAUGAGGAGGAGGAGGAGUGUUGUAUAUGUCUCGGUGGUUUCGAGGAAGGGGAUAAGAUGAAACUGCUUCCUCCGUGUAGCCAUUGUUACCAUUGCGAAUGUGUGGAUCAGUGGCUUAAGACCGAGUCGAGUUGUCCGUUAUGCCGAGUCUCCAUCCGAGUGGACUCGUCCAUGUCGUUGCCAAGGCAAUGAGACAGCUAGAGUGAUAGUGAUUAAAGAUAUUAAUAUGUUUCUUUUGUCAUUGGGUGAGUCAAAGAUUUUAGUUAACAUUUUGCAUGGCCGUGGAUGGAGAGGAAGAUAUUUUAUACACACACACACACACGAAUGGUUAUGGUUUCUUCUAACAAAACUUAAUUUUCCUAUUCUGUCUUUAUCAUUUGAUAACUUCGUGAUCUGUAUCCCUCAUAUAUUAAAAUAUAUUAAAAAAGAAGCAUUCU
Messenger RNA from Camelina sativa (false flax), 962 nucleotides. The record is from RefSeq and is a predicted model, not a curated record. NCBI's taxonomy places the organism in Eukaryota, Viridiplantae, Streptophyta, Magnoliopsida, Brassicales, Brassicaceae.